Olea europaea var. sylvestris is the source of this 810-nucleotide messenger RNA. RefSeq lists its product as uncharacterized. NCBI's taxonomy places the organism in Eukaryota, Viridiplantae, Streptophyta, Magnoliopsida, Lamiales, Oleaceae. The coding region runs from base 114 to 461 and encodes 115 amino acids. The transcript is spliced from 4 exons. Gene Ontology annotation, molecular function: protein binding. The record is from RefSeq and is a predicted model, not a curated record.
AACCGCUGUUGAACUUUCAGAGGGCUCAACUUUUCACAAGAUCGAAACUUUCACUCUCCCAAUUACCAAACGAUAAAAACAAAUAGAGAAAACCCUCAAAUUCUCGAGGUAAUAUGUCGCAGUCAUCGCGUCCAAAUAGCCCGGAUGAUCAAACGGCAAUGUAUAUUCGUGUCAAACGUAAUAAGAUUACUUACUUUUUGACAUGUGUGCCAAGCGAGACAAUUUUACAAAUCAAGGAGAAAUUGCAAGAACUCAUAGAUCAACCAGUUAAUGAUCAACGCCUGAUACUAAUGCCAAAUAAGGAAGUGUUAGAUGAUUCAAAAUCACUGGCAGAUCAGAAGGUUGAAAAUGAUGCUGUUGUGGCCCUCACUCUGAGAAAAGAUGACAAUGAAUUUGAAGACGUGAAUAUCACGAGGCCAACAGAUUUUAACCCAUCCCCCGAUGGUGGUUCUAAUUGGUGAACCAGAACAUACAAGAAACAACUAUCUCCGACUUACUUUUCAACCAAAAGUGCUGCUUAAGUUGAGUUGCUUUCAUAACAUUAUAGUUUGUCUGUCAAAGCAUUUGUAUCGUUGAGGUCUUUGGACAUGCUAUAGAGCGAAGUAUUUGAAUUUGAUUAUAUUAGGGUCUUUCUGAAUGGAAGUCUCUUUGCCUCCCUCCCUCUCAAUCUCAUAUAUGCAGUUGCAUGCCUGUGUCCAUGUGCUGUUGUUUUAGUUGUUGGUUUGUUUAUUCAUCUUGAAAAUUUUUAAGUUUGAUCGACUUUUGAAAUUCUUUUACAUGUUAUUCCGAGUUCAGCUCUUAUUUGUAUUA